AUGCGAUUACCAGUCGUAAAAUUAACAGAUGGAUCCUCCGGUGGCGGCUCUGUCAGCACGAUAAAGAAAACCGGCUACUCAUACAUCCCAAUGGCGCAGAUUCCACCUGUUCUUGCGAACGAUGACCCUGUCGGCCGGCUAUGUCCUGAGCUACGGACUAUCAUUCCUCGACGGAGAGUGAGGAUGUAUAAUUCAAGGGCUAUCAUCAAAUGCGUCUUUGAUGCCAGUAUCUGGUUUGAGAUCGGUACACUAUGGGGAAGAACCGUCAUUGUUGGCCUUGCACGACUCGGAGGAAGACCAGUAGGCGUGAUAUCUACCGAUUGUGAAGUCAACGGUGGUGCUAUCGAUUCAAGUGGUUCGCAGAAAUUAACACGUCAUCUGAAGCUCUGCGAUGUAAUGAACCUCCCUAUAGUCCAAUUAGUCGAUGUACCAGGAUACGCCAUAGGGACGAUGGCCGAAAAGAAAGAAUUGGAGGAUGAGUACCUCCGGUUGAUGAAUCCAAUCCGCACAGCCAACCCUUUUGGGGUGGAAGAGAUCAUCGACCCGGCUCAGCCACGGAAGAUUGCAGCUGCAUGGGCUGCUCAGGUAUAUGACGAACUUCUUCCAGCGAGAAUUCUGGACAGAAAUUCCGGGAAGAUCAGACCUACUUUUACUUGA
This is a messenger RNA of Monascus purpureus, 657 nucleotides long. NCBI's taxonomy places the organism in Eukaryota, Fungi, Ascomycota, Eurotiomycetes, Eurotiales, Aspergillaceae. The record is from the annotation of a GenBank genome assembly.